This is a messenger RNA of Aureobasidium subglaciale EXF-2481, 549 nucleotides long. RefSeq lists its product as uncharacterized. The coding region runs from base 1 to 549 and encodes 182 amino acids. The transcript is spliced from 2 exons. Lineage: Eukaryota; Fungi; Ascomycota; Dothideomycetes; Dothideales; Saccotheciaceae. The record is from RefSeq and is a predicted model, not a curated record. Gene Ontology annotation, cellular component: TRAPP complex. Gene Ontology annotation, biological process: endoplasmic reticulum to Golgi vesicle-mediated transport.
AUGCAGGGCGGCUUGACGGCGUCGUUGGCCGACUUCUCCACACACGGUGACACGGCUGUCUCGCCCCGGUCGCUCUCCAAUUCGCAAACGCAGCGGCAGCAAGACAGCUUGAGCUCGACUGCUGAACUUGAGCGCAAUCACCAUGCCGGAGGACUCAUCUACAACCGCAACUUUGCGCCGGGUCUCCAACAGCUCAGCUCAAACGACUAUCUCAUCCUGGCCGGCACCUUUCACGGCAUCCACGCCAUCUCGCGCUCUCUGUCCCCAGUCGCACCUUCCCAUGCCCCGCCUGGCAACCGCGCAAACCAUGCCACCGGCAUCCAGUCCCUCGAGUCAUCGCACUUUCGUCUGACCUGUUUUCAAACCCCCACCGGCACAAAGUUCCUCGUCUUCACCAGCCCCGAACAACCAAACACGGAUCAGAUUGCUCGCAGAUGCUACGACAUCUAUGCCGACUACGUCAUGGCGAACCCCUUCUACAGUCUCGAGAUGCCCAUCCGUGUCGACAAGUUCGACAGAGCUCUGGCCGCCUACCUCGUCCGUCCUUGA